Mustela erminea (ermine) is the source of this 3781-nucleotide messenger RNA. It is a transcript of the gene ASPH, whose product is annotated as aspartate beta-hydroxylase. NCBI's taxonomy places the organism in Eukaryota, Metazoa, Chordata, Mammalia, Carnivora, Mustelidae. Gene Ontology annotation, biological process: peptidyl-aspartic acid hydroxylation. Bases 224 to 2494 code for a protein of 756 amino acids. The record is from RefSeq and is a predicted model, not a curated record. The transcript has 24 exons. Gene Ontology annotation, molecular function: peptidyl-aspartic acid 3-dioxygenase activity; protein binding. Gene Ontology annotation, cellular component: endoplasmic reticulum; membrane.
GGAGUCACAGGUUCAGCGCACGCGAGGGUUGGGCGCGCGCAGCCGGCACGCGGGCGAAAGUCUUCGGAGGCGCGGCGGACGGUGCCGAGACACAGGCGCUGCUGCAGGAGCUGCGGCCCGCACCCGCCGCAGCGCUCGCUGCCGUCAGCGGCCCUCGCGCCUCCGGUGUCCCGGCUCACUGAGGGACCCACCCCACCCCUCGCCGGUUCCAGUAGCGCGCGCAAUGGCCCCUCGCAAGAACGCCAAGGGCGGCGGCGGCAACAGCAGCAGCAGCAGCAGCAGCAGCAGCAGCAGCAGCAGCGGCUCUGGCAGCGGCUCCGGCAGCGGCAGCCCGGGCGGGGGCACCAGCGGCGGCAGCAGCAGCCCCGGGGCCCGGAGAGAGACAAAGCAUGGAGGACACAAAAACGGGAGGAAAGGAGGACUUUCUGGAAGUUCAUUUUUCACAUGGUUUAUGGUCAUUGCAUUGCUGGGCGUCUGGACUUCAGUAGCUGUCGUCUGGUUUGAUCUUGUUGAUUAUGAGGAAGUUUUAGGAAAACUAGGAGUCUAUGAUGCUGAUGGUGAUGGAGAUUUUGAUGUGGAAGAUGCCAAAGUUUUACUAGGCCUUAAAGAAAGAUCUGCUUCAAAGCCAACAGUCCCACCGGAAGAAGCUGAGCCAUACCCGUGGCUGGAGGAUCAGGUUCCCGAGGACUCAGGACCUCGGAAUAUUGAAGAUGAAGUAGAAGAACAAAUUCAGCCCCUUCUCCAUGAGUCAGUCUACACAGAACAUGGAGACGAUGAUGUUCAACAAGAAGAGGCUGGACAAGCAAGAGGACCACAACUGGAAGAUGAUGAUUUCCUUGUAGGAAGUGAUGCAGAUGAUAGAUUUGAGCCCUUGGAGACCAGAACAUUUCACGAAGAAACUGAAGAUAGUUACCCUGUAGAAGAGACAGCUUCACAGGUUUAUAAUCAGGAUAUGGAAGAGAUGAUGUAUGAGCAGGACAAUCCAGAUUCCAUGGAGCCAGUAGUGGGUGAUGAUGAAAGAAGGUACCACGAAGCAGAUGACCUUACAUACCAAGACUAUGAUGAACCAGAUAAUGCCAUAGAAGAUUCAAACACAAUUUUAGAAGAAGCGCACAUGCCCCCUGCUGAAGAACAACAGGAAGUACCACUAGAAACAAAUAGAAAAACAGACGAUCCAGAAAUAAAAGAAAAAGUUAAGAAAAAGAAGCCUAAACUAUUAAAUAAAUUUGAUAAGACUAUUAAAGCUGAACUUGAUGCUGCAGAAAAACUUCGUAAAAGGGGAAAAAUUGAAGAAGCAUUGAGUGCAUUCCAAGAACUAGUGCGCAAAUACCCUCAGAGUCCACGGGCAAGAUAUGGAAAGGCACAGUGUGAAGACGAUCUGGCUGAGAAAAGAAGGAGCAACGAGGUGCUGCGUGGGGCCAUCGAAACCUACCAGGAGGUGGCCAGCCUGCCCGAUGUCCCCACAGACUUGCUGAAGCUGACCUUGAAGCGGCGCUCAGACAGACAGCAGUUUCUGGGUCACAUGAGAGGCUCCCUGAUUACCCUACAGAAGUUAGUUCAGCUGUUUCCUGAUGAUAUGUCUUUAAAGAACGACCUUGGAGUGGGGUAUCUCUUGAUAGGGGAUAAUCACAAUGCUCAGAAGGUCUACGAAGAGGUUCUGAAUGUGACACCAAACGACGGCUUUGCUAAAGUACAUUAUGGCUUUAUCCUGAAGGCGCAGAACAAAAUUGCUGAGAGCAUUCCCUAUUUAAAGGAGGGAAUAGAAUCUGGAGAUCCCGGCACUGAUGAUGGAAGGUUUUACUUCCACCUGGGGGAUGCCAUGCAGCGGGUUGGGAACAAAGAGGCAUAUAAGUGGUACGAGCUUGGGCACAAGAGGGGCCAUUUUGCAUCUGUAUGGCAGCGCUCUCUCUACAACGUGCAUGGACUGAAAGCCCAGCCCUGGUGGACCCCGAAAGAAACCGGCUACACAGAAUUAGUGAAGUCCUUAGAAAGAAACUGGAAGUUAAUCCGUGAUGAAGGCCUUGCAGUGAUGGAUAAAGCCAAGGGCCUCUUCCUGCCUGAAGAUGAAAACCUGAGGGAGAAGGGUGACUGGAGCCAGUUUACGCUGUGGCAGCAAGGAAGAAAAAAUGAAAAUGCCUGUAAAGGAGCUCCUAAAACCUGUUCGUUACUAGAUAAAUUUCCCGAGACAACAGGAUGCCGAAGAGGACAGAUCAAAUACUCGGUCAUGCACCCGGGAACGCACGUGUGGCCGCACACGGGGCCCACCAACUGCAGGCUCCGAAUGCACUUGGGCUUGGUCAUUCCCAAGAAAGGCUGCAAGAUCCGCUGCGCCAACGAGACCAAGACAUGGGAAGAAGGCAAGGUGCUCAUCUUUGAUGACUCUUUCGAGCACGAGGUGUGGCAGGACGCCGCGUCUUUCCGACUGAUCUUCAUCGUGGAUGUGUGGCACCCAGAGCUGACACCCCAGCAGAGACACAGCCUUCCUGCGAUUUAGCAUGUCGUGCAGGCUUGGGACACACUGGAGAGAGGCUGCCUGCUGGCUCUCUCUCCUUGGGUGUGGGGACAGAGGUUCCAAGUUUGAGGGCCCAUCAUUCUCUUGAUGGGCAGCUCUCCCAAUUCUAAGGCUCCUCCUAGGGUUAGAAGACACUAAAUGGAAUAUUUUGCCUUGCUGCAGUUCAUGUUGAAAGCCCCCCACUGUCCUUCAUCCCAUGACAGCACCCAUCAUCUGAUGCCGUAUUUGCGGUGAAGACGUGAGAGCUUCUGCCUUGUCAGCCAAAGAUAUUUUUCCCCCUUUGAAGAGGCCUCAGUCAGUGUACAAUGAGAAUUCGUAUAGAAACUGUGAAUGGAUCACUUCAGUUUGUAAUUUUUCUAUGCAAUUAUAUUUUUCUAGGGUAUCUAGGCCAUGUUUUUCAUCAUGUACCACUACUUUUUUGUUGAGUUUAAUAAUAAGCUGUAUAAAUGCUUUACUUCUAGAUGGCUUAAUGGUGACUUCCCUCUUGAACUCAGAAUUCCUCUUUUAAUUCUGUUUAGUAAAAGACACUCAUAAAGAAGCAAUUUUAUUUUCCUAAUACCAAGGGGAAGGAUGUAAUUACGCUGAUGUCUGUGAACUGUACUGCUUCCCACCCACUGGGUCUGUUUGCUUUCUUAUCUUCAUUGAGAGCCAUUGUCUUAAUGUCUCUCCUAGCCAUGCAAAUGGUGGAGAUGCUGUCUUUCUAAGAGGAGCUUUUCACACUGAAACAGGACACAGAGUCAUUUUAUAUUGAGUCACAAAAGUGUCACCAGUAAAUUUUUUUAAUGCCAAGAAUUAGAACUGGAAAAAAAAAAAAGUAACAUUACUCAAAGAAAAAUUUUCUCUCGGGAUGAGGCAGACAGGCAACUGCCAGGACAUCUGGCUCCUUGGGCUCUUUGGCAUCUGAGACAGGCCCCGAAUCCAGAGUCUCUUUGCCUGUUGUAAAUCCCUGUACAUGGAUUCCCAUCACAGUUUUAUAAAAAUAUGAAGGAUGGCAGAGCGGAAGCCCGAGAAUGCCAGGAUCUUGGUCCUGGGUUCAGGAUCACCUUCUUCUCUGAAAGAGUUCGAAAGACUCUUCUCUUUCCCUGGCUUGAGAAACUUCUGCCAUUCAAAUAGAGCUUAGAAGUAGCAUUUGUUAUCCACAGGUUAGCUCUAAUCUUACCCACAGCAUAGAAACAACUGUUGGAAAAAUGGGCUUGCCUACUUAUUCCAAAGAUGAUCAAAUUAUUAAUUUAGAAGGACAUUAAUGUAUUAAAUAUUUCAUGUUUCCAA